This is a messenger RNA of Cucumis melo (muskmelon), 1069 nucleotides long. Its product is annotated as kinetochore protein SPC24 homolog. The record is from RefSeq and is a predicted model, not a curated record. The transcript is spliced from 5 exons. NCBI's taxonomy places the organism in Eukaryota, Viridiplantae, Streptophyta, Magnoliopsida, Cucurbitales, Cucurbitaceae. Gene Ontology annotation, biological process: regulation of chromosome segregation. The coding region runs from base 98 to 703 and encodes 201 amino acids.
GAAGCGUAAGUCCCCACUCACCACUGAAGAUUCCCCUUUUUCUUCUUCUUCUUCUUCACAGCAACCUCCUUGUUGACGUCUUCUUCAAUUAAGCAAAAUGGGAGAUUUCGCCACAAAUUCCAACAUUGAGGAGCUCGCAUCUUUUGCCGACGAUCUGGUAGCAAUCUUAAAGGACCCAACUGACGUUCAUAACUUGAAUCAAUGUCUUGAACAUUUCAAGACUCUUCAAUCUUCUUGUGACGAUGAUUUCAAUAGUGUUCAAAGCUCAGUUGAAGAUUAUGAGAAGAAAAUUAAAGCAUGCCGGGAGAAAACAGAAGAGGCCAAAGCGAACACUGUUGCAGAUGAUGAAAUGGAGAUUCUAGAAAAGGAACUCGAAGAGGAGGUUGGGAAAGGGCAUUUGCUCAUGGAGGAGAUAAGAUUGGUCACCAAUGAGAUUAAUGAGCUAGAACGCCAAAGGGUUUCUGUUCAAGAAAGGAAGCAAGCGAUGAAGAAACUUGAGCAACAAGAACUUUGGGCUCAGAGGAAGCUUUCGAUGUAUGCUUCGGUCACUGAUAUCAUACCAAACAUGGACGAUCAGUCUAAAAUUUCUGGCCAUAUUGUGGACAGAAAUAAACGAGUUGUCCAAAAGUUUGAAUUCGACCCAACUAAGAUAUCUUCUUUUGAUACAUGCAAUGGCCUUUGGAAUAUGAUUAAUUCCCCAUAGUAGAGAUAUCAAUUACAUUGUCAUUUGUGAAUUAGAAGCUUAUUAUUGCUUGGUCCUUUUAGUCACUUCAUGGUAUUACAAUAGAACGCUUAUUUUGUUGUGUAUGUAUGUUUGAAGGACUACUUUCUAAGGUCCUCUUGUAUGUGAUAACUUAUUGUAAAUCAAAUCUCCUUGGUCCUUGAUGAUUAUUAAAGAAAAGAAUUCCCGUCUAUGUUAAGGCACCAAUCCAUGUAAAUGGUGAAUGAUGUUGCUCAUUUUCUUGGAUAUUUGAGGCUUGGAAGCAACUAACUUUGUAUCUAUUCCACUGAUCUCAAUUCUACUAUCUUUUGUAAUCUGAUUAUAUUAGUUGUUGAAAAUGAUUUUUUA